GUCAUUGAAAUCUGCUGUCUUUGCUUCAUGCUUCAGGAACAUAUGUACUGUCACUACAAUUAUGAAGUGGCAGAACUGAUGAUGAUGACUGAACCCUGGAUGACAACUCCAAACCUGGGAGGCCAAAAAUCUCACUUUGUCACGGUGGAAGUGCACGGCUAAGAGCGUACCAGGAUUGGGUGAGGAGGCAUCAAAAGUACAUUACAUGCAAAGGCUUAUAGUUUGUGAAAAUGUGAAAUGGGACACUGUACAAUAAACAUCCAUUAAAUCUAGGAUGUGCUCCUGAAUGGACUUGGCUCCGUUGGUGUAUCACUACUGCCUAUAAUGAAACUACUGCAACGAACUAACGUAACUAACUAGAGUUUGAAUAAUUUGAAAGCAUUCAACAGCACCAGACUGAAACUAACUAAGUUAUUUUCGAAUAAUCAGCCAUUGUAACACCACGUCUCCGUGAAAGACUAAUUCCAAUAUGCUUUACAUACGACACAUCACAAUCUUGUUAACAGGAAUUAUGUUAUCCAUCACUGGAUCAACUGCAAGAAAGGAUGUAUUUAAAGUGGGUAGAAUCCCCGGGAAUGUCAACCUAGGUUUUGUCCUUCCAGUACACAACAGACGCACCGGACUACAUGCCUGCGGUGAACUGGAUCCAACUAGCAUCAUGCGGCUAUUUACAAUCAAAUAUGUUCUACAUCAGUUAAAUUAUGGCAGUGAGUCCAUAUUGGAGGGGACUGGAAUAAAGAUCGGAGCUUACAUCAUUGACAGUUGCCAUAGCGACGCAUACGCGAUGGAUCAAGCGCUCGAUUUUAUAAGGGGGCGUUAUGAAAAUAACUCAAACAAUCCCAGGAUAUAUGGCGUUGUUGGAGCGGCGUCGAGUACACUUUCCAUAGAGCUGACAAAUUUUCUAAGGAUCUUUCAUAUACCACAAAUCAGCUACGAAAGCACGAGUGAACAGUUGAGCAACUCAGAGCGUUUUCCAUUUUUCUUCCGAACUGUGACGUCAGACGCUCACAUGGUUCCCGCCAUGAAAGAACUGCUGCGCACAUUUAACUGGACGUAUGCAGCCAUUGUUUAUGAGGACUCUAAUUACGGUCGAUCGGCGGUCGGCAUUAAGGGUGCGCUUGGUGCUUGUUUCGCAACGAGGCAGGUCAUCCCUCGUGAUACAGCCCAUGCGUAUGAUGGAGACUACGACAAAAUAAUCCAACAUAUUAUAAAAAAGAGAAAAGUAAGAGUCAUACUGGUGGUAGCACUUGCCAAAGAUGCCUUGCGGAUUUUCUUAGCAGCAAAGCGAGCAGGCGUGCAGAACAGAUAUGUUUGGAUAGGAACAGAUGGAUGGAGCACCGAACUCAAUGAUCAUCCUGAGGUUAAUGACGUCAUGGAGGGAUCUCUGGCUGUUAUGACCACUUCGAGUCCAAUAGAAGGACUCGAGUCAUUUGCUAAAGAUCUACUUAUGAAGGAAGCUAAAGUUGACAUGUCGAUCACAAGCCGACAUCCCUGGAUCAGAGAAUUCUUAGACAAGUAUUUCAACUGUCCAAAACAUAGAAAAUAAUUUCAGAUGGAGCACUCAGCAGAAUAUACUAAUUCGACAGUUGGACUGAACACUCCUGCUAAAUCGAGCAUUGUGUAUUCUGAACUGUGUGGAAUAGAACAGCUCAUCAACAAUGGAGGAUUAAAUAUGAAUCACCUUCGAAUGGAUUAUUUGGCAAACGCUAUACUGGCUUUCGCACACGCAUUCAAGCGCCUCCAUGUUGAAUUGUGUGAGGGUCAAGGUCAAAGAUGUCACGUGCAAUUCCAAAACGAGAUAAAUGGAGAUAUGAUAUUGAGGCAUCUUUCAAACGCUAGCUUUACAGGAAUACAUGGUGAAAAGAUCACAUUCGAUGUACACGGGGAACCAAAGCCUCGUUAUAGCUUAAUGAAUUAUGUCAAAGAUGGCGAUAGUUAUAGAUGGAGGGAAGUAGGACAAUUUAAUUUCCAGGAGGGAGAAUCCCAACUUGAUUUACAUUCUGAGAUAGUUUUUAAGGAGCACAUUAGACGGCUGCCCAAAUCAGAAUGUUCCACCAGCUGUCUUUCAGGGGAAGUCAGGAUUCUAACAAAAGAUGGGGAUAGAAGAUGUUGUUGGAGUUGUGCCCCAUGCGAAGUUAACGAGUUCAUGAAAGAUGCCUAUACCUGUGAGAAAUGUGAUGUCGGAACCAAACCAAAUGUGACUCAAUCAGGGUGUGUAGCCAUUGAACCAAUUUACUUAUCAUAUGAAAAUCCUUGGGCGAUCGUCAAUAUGAUCAUAGCUUCGUGUGGAAUUUGUGCAACGUUAGUGGUAAUUGGAAUAUUUUAUCUCAACAAAAAUACAACCAUAGUGAAGGCAUCUGGAGGGACAUUGAAUUUCAUUCUUCUUUUCGGGGUACUUCUUUCCUACGCAGUGACGUUUAUUCUCGUUGCCAAACCAACGGGUUUUACAUGUGCGGUGUCACGAUUAAUACCGGGACUAUGCUAUACAUUCUCGUAUGCUCCCGUCUUUACAAAAACUCACAGGAUAUCGAAAUUAUUUAACAAAAGAAGCUUUGGACGGCAUUCAAAGGAUAUUACUGAAAAAUGGACAGUAUUUUUGACGUGUCUUUUGAUAUUUGUUCAAGUCCCAAUAGUAGGCAUAUGGCUACAUUUCGAUCCACCCGGAACUACUUUACAAUAUAAUGAUUACCAGACAACGGUACUCAUCUGCAAAGGGGCGGGAGAUUUUAGCUAUCUGAUUGGAUUGGCGUAUCCAUUUGUCCUAAUUCUGUUCUGUACUCUAUAUGCGAUACAAAGCAGAAACAUUCCAAAUGUUUUCUCAGAAAGUAGAUAUAUCGCAUUUACAAUGUACUCGACGUGUGUUAUUUGGCUGGCCUUCAUACCUGUGUACAUGGUGACUCUGAGUAACAUACCCCUCCGCGUGACGUCAAUAUGUAUAACACUAGGAUUGGAUGCAUCUGUAACUCUUGGGAUGCUAUUCGGGCCCAAGGCAUAUGUUAUUUUAUUUCGUCAGGACCAUAAUCAGAGGGACUAUUUUCUUCAAAAGACAAUGGAAUUUUCUCAAAAAGUUACCGCGCACCAAAUGAAUUCUAAACUUGGGAAACACGGUAGUCACAGUAGUUUAAGCUUUGACAGUGUUGCACAAAAUAAAGCGUCGACUCCAGUACAUUCUCGAAAUUAGAGAAGCUUAGUAACACAUAUUUGUGAGAACAAAUACGUGAACGAGGAACAUUAUUGCCGAUGCGAUUCUUGUCCCCAGGGAACAAUACUGUAUCAGUACGUCCUCGUUCAUAUUUCUCAAAACAAUGCCAUAUCGAUGCAUAUGACAAUGAAUAACAAUAGUGAAUCUGAUAGUAGCAAGUAUAGAUAGCGCACGUUACAAAUAUAUAGUAAGACAUCGUUUUGUGAAAUAAAUGAUAUUAUUUAUUUGAAA
Messenger RNA from Owenia fusiformis, 3433 nucleotides. NCBI's taxonomy places the organism in Eukaryota, Metazoa, Annelida, Polychaeta, Sabellida, Oweniidae. The record is from the annotation of a GenBank genome assembly.